AUUGUUGACAUCCAUCAUCGUCAGAGCGUGAUCCACCGGACGUGCAGAGCGUGAGAGACAGAGACACUUCGAUGCACCUCGAUCAUGACAGGAAUCGUCGUACAAUUGCUCAGGGUAAGGGCUCAGAAGUGGCCAGUUUAUCCUGUGCAGCCUGUGAGAAGAAAUACACACAAUAUGACCAGCAAUUUCUACCAAAAAUGGGCAUUACAUACACCUGUUCCUCAGGGCCCCCAUGUUGUUGGGUGUGCAGAUAUCCUGGUAGGUAAAACUGCCGAGGGAACUUUGAUGAGACUCUUUUAUCCAUCCAAAGUAAAAGACCUUAUGAGUCAGAAAGAGAACUGGACACCUUGGCACCUUGGAGAUGAGUAUACAAGAGGGCUGGCUUCCUUCAUUGCUCCUGCCAUACCUUCUCUCUUUAGCAUGUUAUUCAACUGGCAAACAGGAAAUGCAACUACAGCAGCUGUUUGGGAACCUCCUAUGGCUGAGGGUAAAUUUCCCAUCGUGGUGUUUGCCCAUGGCCUGGGUGCCAAUCGCUCCAUCUACAGCACUGUUUGUAGUGAACUUGCGUCACAUGGUUUUGCGGUAGCAGCUAUAGAGCACAGAGACAGUUCUGCAUGUGCGUCAUUCACAAUCAAUGACAAAGGAGAGAAGGAAUUCAUUCUCUUUAAAGCUCUUACCCCAGGAACUAAGGAAUAUGAACUCAGGAACAGCCAGCUAAAAGUACGGGUAAAAGAAGGCAUCAGAGCACUAGAUGUCUUGGAAAAGCUCAACAGUGGGGGUGUAAAAAAUGAUUUGACCUCCACAUUUGACCUGGAGCAGCUUGCUGGUCGUCUUGACCUUUCCAAGCCUAUUAUGGCAGGGCAUUCCUUUGGGGGUGCAACAACGCUUUGCAUUCUAGCGGAGGACAAAAGAUUCACGAUGGGAGUUGCUCUAGACCCGUGGAUGUUCCCUAUCAAAGUAGAAAUCGACACUUUAGCACCAAAAAUAACGCAGCCUUUGCUCUGCAUAAACACUGAGGCGUUCCAGGCCGAAGCCAACAUGAAUGCCAUGAGGAAGCUGAAUGGUGACACAACAACUUUUGUAACGAUAAAGGGAACAGUACACCAGAACCAGUGUGACACCCCAUACCUGGUAGGCCCCAUCGGUCGCAUCUUUGCUGGGGCUUCCUCUCCUCUUGAUCCUCUAAUGGCCAACGAUAUCAACAACAGAAUAAUGAUCAAUUACAUCUGCAAGAAUCUUGGAAUCAGACUAGAACUUCAGAAAAGAUGUGAGGCUUUCCUGUCAGAGAGAGAGAGUUCCAUUGUAUAUGGUCUGUAUGUAAAGAGACGUAUUUUGCAGUCAAAGCUGUAAAUUGUUAUGGAGACUGAAUUACUGGCAAAGCCAGAUAUGUUACGGUUAUUGCUAUUUUUGAGCUUUUAAAAAAAAUUACUUAAGGGAGAUUUGUUUUCUGUUGAAUCUUUCAAAACUAUUGUAAGUAUUAGGAAAUGAUAGUUUGAAAUAGUUAUUUCAUUUGUCUCAUAAAGUAAAGUUAGUCUUUGUGAAUAUCCUUUAAAAAUGCAGUUAAUUUCUUUAAUGUCUUAGAGAAAAGAAAAAGUAAAACCAAAGAAUUAUGAAACACAAUGCAGAAAAAAUUCUGGGCAAUAGUAAUCAUAUGGGCAUUCAAACUUUUUAACCCAUUAAUACAUGGGGUGGCAUUUACAUACAUGAUGUGUCCACUAUAAGUUUAGUUUAUUAAUUGUGUUCCACAAGUGCUUAGUUACCAAGAAGUUAAUCACUAGUCCUACAUAUAGCAGCUGUUUACCCUUUUCCUUGAUUUCCAAAAAAUAUUUGUUUUUAUUUUAUAUUGCUAUAAUAGUUAUCAUAUCAAUAAUGAUAAAAACAGUAGUAAGGGAAAAAAAAUCCCAAAAGGAAAGGAGGAAUCUGAUGAGGUCACUAACACAGUUCACAAAACAAAACAACAGUGGACAUUACAUGUUUCUUGUGGCAUUGGAUAAAACAAUUUUAUUGGUGCUUUUAUGUGCAUUUGGUAUGAUAUUCCUUAUAUACUUGUAUGAAAAGGAAGGUAAGUGUUUGCGUAAUACAUUAGUUUCUUUCUGAAUAUAGAUUUUAGAUUACAAGUGUUACGAUUGUAUAUGAAAAAUAAUUUCUGUAUAA
Messenger RNA from Penaeus monodon (black tiger shrimp), 2154 nucleotides. Its product is annotated as platelet-activating factor acetylhydrolase-like. Lineage: Eukaryota; Metazoa; Arthropoda; Malacostraca; Decapoda; Penaeidae. The record is from RefSeq and is a predicted model, not a curated record. Gene Ontology annotation, molecular function: 1-alkyl-2-acetylglycerophosphocholine esterase activity. The transcript has 10 exons. The coding region runs from base 85 to 1350 and encodes 421 amino acids.